Molecule: messenger RNA, 3239 nt
Organism: Ceratotherium simum simum (southern white rhinoceros)
Lineage: Eukaryota; Metazoa; Chordata; Mammalia; Perissodactyla; Rhinocerotidae
Gene: HOOK1
Product: hook microtubule tethering protein 1
Biological process (GO): cytoskeleton-dependent intracellular transport; cytoplasmic microtubule organization
Cellular component (GO): centrosome; cytoplasm
Molecular function (GO): microtubule binding; dynein light intermediate chain binding
Source: RefSeq, a predicted model, not a curated record
CAGGUGCCGCGGCUGGCCGGACGGGGGAGGGGAGAGCGCCGGGCGGGGCGGGGGGGGCGGUGAGGAGGGGGUCACGCCGGCGACGUCGGCCGCCGAGGCCUCACGCGUGGGCGGCGCGGGGCCGGGCUACCGAGCUUUCCCGGCGGCGGGCAGGUGGUCGACGCCGCUCCCGGAGGAGCGCGGCGUGGAGGGCGGCGGCGGCGGCGGCGCGGUCGACGGCGGCCCGGCCAUGGAAGAGACGCGGCCGCUUCCGCAGGCCGAGCUGUCGCUGUGCGACAGCCUCAUCAUCUGGCUGCAGACAUUCAAUACUGCUGCGCCUUGUCAAGAUGUCAAACAGCUGACUAAUGGAGUUGCCAUGGCACAAGUUCUUCAUCAAAUUGAUGUAGCUUGGUUCAAUGAAUCUUGGUUAAGCCGAAUUAAAGAGGAUGUUGGUGACAACUGGAGAAUAAAGGCUAGUAAUUUAAAGAAGGUACUUCAAGGAAUUAUGAGUUAUUACAAUGAGUUUUUGGGGCAACAAGUUUCUGAAGAACUGAUCCCUGAUUUAAAUCAUAUAACUGAACGUGCAGAUUCUGUGGAGCUUGGGAGGCUGCUCCAGCUUAUUUUAGGUUGUGCAGUCAACUGUGAGAAGAAGCACGAACAUAUUCAAAAUAUAAUGACACUGGAAGAGUCUGUUCAGCAUGUGGUCAUGACUGCUAUUCAGGAGUUGAUGAGUAAAGAAAUACUGAGCUCUCCUACAAAUGAUACUGUUGGAGAAUUAGAGCAACAGCUUAAAAGGGCCCUGGAAGAACUUCAGGAAGCACUAGCAGAAAAAGAAGAACUGAGGCAAAGAUGCCAAGAACUAGAUCUGCAGGUGACUGCGCUUCAAGAUGAAAAGAAUUCACUAGUUUCUGAGAAUGAGAUGAUGAAUGAAAAACUUGACCAGCUGGAUGGAUCAUUUGAUGAUCCAAAUACAAUGGUUGCAAAAAAGUAUUUUCAUGCACAGUUACAACUAGAACAAUUACAGGAAGAAAACUUCAGGCUUGAAGCUGCAAAAGAUGAUUACCGUGUUCACUGUGAAGAACUUGAAAAGCAACUAAUUGAAUUCCAGCAUAGGAAUGAUGAAUUGACUAGUCUUGCUGAGGAAACAAGAGCGCUGAAAGAUGAGAUAGACGUUCUUAGGGCUACCUCUGAUAAAGCAAGUAAGCUGGAGUCAACAGUAGAGAUAUAUCGUCAGAAGCUCCAAGAUCUGAAUGACCUUCGCAAGCAGGUGAAAACUUUACAGGAAACAAACAUGAUGUAUAUGCAUAAUACAGUCAGCUUAGAAGAAGAAUUAAAGAAGGCAAAUGCAGCACGUACACAAUUAGAAACAUACAAGAGACAGGUUCAGGAUCUUCACGUUAAACUUUCCUCUGAAUCCAAAAGGGCAGACACACUGGCAUUUGAAAUGAAGCGGCUUGAAGAAAAACACGAAGCUUUGCUUAAGGAAAAAGAGAGACUAAUAGAACAGCGUGAUACUCUGAAAGAAACGAAUGAAGAGCUGCGAUGUUCACAAGUACAACAGGAUCAUCUAUGCCAAACAGAUGCAUCUGCUACAAAAAGUUAUGAGAAUCUUGCUGCUGAGAUUAUGCCAGUGGAAUAUAGGGAGGUGUUUAUCCGACUGCAACAUGAAAACAAGAUGCUUCGCCUGCAGCAGGAAGGUACUGAGAAUGAACGUAUUGAAGAGCUUCAGGAGCAGCUAGAACAGAAGCACCGCAGGAUGAAUGAAUUGGAAACUGAGCAAAGGCUGAGCAGAGAGCGCAUCCGAGAAUUGCAGCAGCAGAUUGAGGACCUCCAGAAGUCCUUACAGGAGCAAGGCUCCAAGCCUGAAGGAGAAAGUUCCAGCAAACUAAAGCAGAAGUUGGAAGCUCAUAUGGAAAAACUAACAGAGGUCCAUGAAGAAUUACAGAAGAAACAAGAACUCAUUGAAGAUCUUCAGCCAGAUGUAAACCAGAACGUACAAAAGAUCAAUGAACUUGAAGCUGCUCUUCAGAAGAAAGAUGAGGAUAUGAAAGCAAUGGAGGAAAGAUAUAAAAUGUACUUAGAGAAAGCAAGAAAUGUAAUAAAAACUUUAGAUCCCAAAUUAAAUCCAGCAUCUGCUGAAAUAAUGCUACUUAGAAAGCAGUUGGCAGAGAAAGAGAGAAGAAUUGAGAUUCUGGAGAGUGAAUGUAAAGUAGCAAAAUUCCGUGAUUAUGAAGAAAAACUCAUUGUUUCUGCCUGGUAUAAUAAGAGUUUAGCGUUCCAGAAACUGGGGAUGGAGUCUAGACUUGUGAGCGGCAGUGGUGCUGGCCAAGACACUGGUGCCUGCACCCCUGCACGGUCUUUCCUAGCACAGCAGCGGCACAUCACCCACACCAGAAGAAACCUCUCUGUUAAAGUUCCUGCUGCAACAGCUGAUUAAACUGCAAAAGAAAACAAAAACAGAAGUGCCCUUAAAAUAUUUUGUACCUUUCAACUAACUAUCAGAUUGAAAAAGAAGUUUAUGAUGCUGGAUAUCAGCUAUUUUAAAAUCAAGAUGCAUGAAAUUAAUUUUGCCAGCUUACUUUGAACACAAAAUAUGGAAUUAGCUAUCUCUCUGAGGGAGCACAGUUGAAUAAUUUGAGGAUGUAAUUAGGCACACACCUCAACCAAACAUUUGUCUUUUGAGAGUAUUAUAAAUUCAAAUUGACCGUGUAUAUUUUAGGUUAAUGUUUUCAGUUGUGCCAGUAGCUUGGUUGAUUUGCUAUGUGUAAUCAGUUGUAUGUAAUUUAAACAUAUAUCUAUAUUUGUUUUAUUGUUCUGGUCCAUAUGAAAAUAGUCAUGAGGUAGGCACAUGGAGAACUAUACAAGAGUUAUAUUUUUUGACUUGAUACAUACAAGGUUUUACCUCUCUCCUCUAACUCUGUCAUUGAAUAGGUAUAUUUUGUCAUGUAACAGAAGAUAGAACAUUUGGAAGAUUUGACUACUGAAAUGACUUUGUCCUAGUAAAAGUGACUAAUUGGAAAUUUUGCAGAUUCAGAGAGGUCACAGUUCUCCUAUGUCCCUACUAUAAACAACGGCUUUUGUACAAUAUGGUUGAAAUGUUGAAGGUAUGGAAAUGAACUGACUUUUAUAAGAGGUGACUUUCUGAUGGAAAGCAAACUAAAGAAUAUACUUUGUGUGAAGCAUCCACAUACUUUUUAAUAUAAUUCAUGAAGAUUACAAUUUUAUUGCUUUAAAGCAUAAAAUUAUCUGGGCUUCUGCUA